AUGGAGAGCUCCUCCGUGAGGGGAGGCGGCUCUACAAUUGGGUACCCGGUCUUCUCCGGUAGUGUUCAUGAGAUCACCCAUUUUGCCUCUUCGGGCCCCGCUGCUCCAAAUCUACAGGGAGGCGGUCUCUCUGGCAAAGAGUCCUGCUGA
Messenger RNA from Arabis nemorensis, 150 nucleotides. NCBI's taxonomy places the organism in Eukaryota, Viridiplantae, Streptophyta, Magnoliopsida, Brassicales, Brassicaceae. The record is from the annotation of a GenBank genome assembly.